Racocetra persica is the source of this 418-nucleotide messenger RNA. NCBI's taxonomy places the organism in Eukaryota, Fungi, Glomeromycota, Glomeromycetes, Diversisporales, Gigasporaceae. The record is from the annotation of a GenBank genome assembly.
AUGACGACCUACAAGAUAAUAAUCAACAAGAUAAAAACCUGCAAGGUAAUGAUCAACAACUUGAUAAAAAUCAACAAACUGUCAAUACAAGAGCUGGACCUAGUUAUUCAAAUAUAGAAAAUGCUGAAAUUAGUAAUAAUGAAGUUAGUGAUGAAGAUAGUUAUGAGGAGGAGAAAGAGGAAGAAGAAACAAAUAACAAAACUCCUGACAAAAUUGAUAGUUCUGAAGAAAAAAUUUCAAUAGAUUCUUUGUAUGAACUUUUUCAGAGAGUCUUCAUAAAUGAUUCUUGGAAUUAUCCAUCACCGAUUGAAAAACUGUAUUAUUUAGCAAGAAUCUUUCCUCUUGCUUUACCAAAGAAGCAUUUUAGAUGGGUUCAUGGUACAAAUAAAAAAGAAAAACAAUGUCAAACAAAUAAGCA